AUGGCAACAGAAAGUCUGCUUAGCGAUGAAUAUGUAAUAAUUGAGUCAAUAACCAAUGAGUUCUCAAAAGAAGAUUGGGCUUCCUUGCUUGAGAAAAAUGAUCUUCACCACACAUGCCCUAAACGAAUUCGUAAGAGUUUGCUAUUUGGGAUUCCAGAUAGCCUAAGAGGUCAGAUUUGGCCUUUCUUAACUCGUGCGAAUCACAUGGAUUUUUCAACAUAUGAAACCCUUUCUCAAAGAAAGGACAAAAUUUUCGAACCAUUAAUUCAAAAAGACUUAGCACGGACUUUUCCUGAUCACGAAAUAUUUAAGGACACCAAAGGUCCUGGGCAAUCUGGGAUCUUAAGAAUUUUACGAGCUUAUGCACAGUUUGAUAAUGAGGUCGGCUAUUGCCAAGGUAUGGCGUUUAUAGCUGGUCUCUUAUUUAUCCACAUAAAAUCAGAAGAGUUGACAUUUUGAGCGUUUGUCUCAAUAAUGUUUGAUAAAAAUUGAAGGGAAAUUUUCACCUCAGGGACCCCUAAACUUGUAAAAAUGCUUGACUGCUUAUCAAGUCAGCUGGAAACCUUACUGCCUGAAGUGUAUAAUCACUUGCAGACAGAAAACUUAUCCCUUCUCCUUUCGUGUUUAAGAUAUUUUAAUAUUUCCAGAUUUCAAAUAUUCCCUUUUAUUAAUUUUUGAAAAUAAAAUACUAUAAUUAAUGUCUUAGAAUCACACAGUUUUAAAAUUUAUUCCAAGAAGCAAUUAAUCUCUCAAAAAAGUAGGAUUUUUUCAGUGUUUUACUUGAUCACGAGGGGAGCUAGAAUUAACGUGCUUUUCCCCCUAUUUUAUCACAAUUUUCGGAUGCAAGGUGCCUCUUCAAUACGGAAUGCGAGUGGCUGACAUGUUUCUAUACGAAGGAGAGCAAGUCAUCAUAUCCCUUCUUUUAAACAAUAUACAUUAAAGUGGCAAAACGUGACAUCCUGCACUCUUGGAAUCAGUCCAGAAUUUAUGCCUACGGCAAACUGUGACGGACUCCAAGUCGAGAACAAGUGAGUCUCAGGUUACGUGCAUCCGGGUAGGUUUUGGUAGCCUUCCUGUGGUUGGAAAUGGAGGUUCCCGCAACGUCCUUUUGAAUCUAAGGACCCAUUGGCAUUCCUCAACCGAGAAACUAAGGGUUUUGGCUCAGGCUACAGAUAAUAGUCUUUUUUCUGUAGCUGUUGAAAGGAAGGCACUUCACCCUCGACAGACUCCUAGGAGCUGAUCCCUCGAAUCAAACUACUCCAACCGCCCGUAUCAGGGCCGCAAAAAUCUAUAAGAGCUCAAGACUGAAACCACAAGGCAAGGAGGAGACAGAAGGUGCUGGAAGUGGAACCAGUUUUUCGGGGUAUAAUCCCUCUGGGCUGGAAUAAAAAUGCUUUUGAAACUCUCAUAGGUAGGUCUUUGAUGACUGCGUCACCAAUAUAGCUAACACAUGUCUUUAAAAAACCUAACCUAAUCCUCUUUUAAACAUGCUUAGCCUGAAACAACGGAAAAUUUUACGUAUAGUAAUUGCCCGAGGAUGGCGCUAUCUUGCGCCAUCCUCGGGCAAUUCAAAAAUGGCCCCACACCGGGAAUUGAACCCACGUGUGGGGCCAUUUUUGGUUAGUGGAGAACAUCGACUUCCACGCACCAAAAAUGGCCCCACACGUGGGCUCGAUUCCCGGUGUGGGGGGGCCAUUUUUUAAAUUGCCCGAGGAUGGCGCAAGAUAGCGCCAUCCUCGGGCAAUUACAAUAUGAGCUUUGAAGAGCUUUUCAGAUAUUUCAAUAGCGAAAUGGCGAAGGAAUGUUUUGAAGAGUUCAACUUUGAGACUUUGCUUAGCCCUAUAACAAAGUAUGUCGAAAGUGUAGAUGAUGAUUAUGACAUUUUGGAAGGAUAA
Messenger RNA from Blepharisma stoltei, 1895 nucleotides. Lineage: Eukaryota; Ciliophora; Heterotrichea; Heterotrichida; Blepharismidae. The record is from the annotation of a GenBank genome assembly.